AAAUGUGAAUUACUCUUCAAUGUUUAUCUUUUACUUGAUAGAGAAGGCGGCGUCUUUGUGUAGGUCCUCAUGCACGCUACUUUCGUCUUUCAUUUUGUCUUCACUCUGCCUCUCCAAUAAUGGCAGCAGUCUCCGCCUUGUCUCCCUAAACCUCACCAGGACCUCCACUCUUUACUCUUGACUAACAGACCCCCAAUAGAAAUCAACAAAAAUGGUCUCAAAGCUUUCACUUUCCCCCGUGGAACCGUGCCCACCGGCUUCCAAUUCUUCAUUUUUGCGCCAUAGAGAGUUUUCGAAGUUGGGAUUUUCCCAAAGAACAUCUUAUUCUUCAGUCCACAGGUUAAGGUUUAAGAUUGUGGGUCAAUCUCUUGGAGAUAGAUGGAAGCUUAAUGAUAUUGACACCAGUGCAGUGCAAGACAGAUUGAAUUCGUGGCUAUCAAAGACUCAGAAUUUCUUCAACGAGGCGCUGGUGAAGACCGGUCACAGUGGGAAGCCUGAGCCGGGAAAUGAAUUUGAUAUUGAAGCGAUGGAGGAUAUAUUUAUGACUGAACAAACCAUUGAUAGUAAUACCCCCAGUGGGAUUCUUUCUUUAGCAGCUAUUGUGUCUAUCGAGCAAUUUAGCAGGAUGAAUGGUUUGACUGGACAGAAAAUGCAGAAGAUAUUUAAAGCUCUUGUUCCUGAACCUGUAUACUCUGAUGCCCGUAACUUAGUCGAAUAUUGCUGCUUUAGGUUUUUGUCAAGAGAUAACUCAGACAUCCAUCCCUGCCUGAAGGAACCUGCAUUUCAAAGAUUAAUUUUCAUCACAAUGCUUGCAUGGGAGAAUCCUUACUGUGAAGAAAAAAAUUCCUUGGCUUAUCUUCCAGAGAAAGCUUUUUUUCAGAAGAAGAAGCUUGUAGGAGAAGAGGCUUUUGUUCGUAUAGCUCCUGCUGUCUCUGGUGUGGCUGAUCGAGCCACGGUGCAUAACCUUUUCAAGGCUCUUGCUGGUGAUGAACAGGGCAUAUCUCUAAGCUUGUGGUUAAAUUUUGUCAAUGAACUUCUCAAAGUGCAUGAAGGGCGAAAAUCAUACCAGAUUCGUGAGUCUUCUCAGCUUUCAAGGGAGAGGAUCCUAUGCAUUGGUUCCAGCAGGAAAAGGCCUGUUAUAAAAUGGGAGAAUAGUAUGGCAUUGCCAGGAAAACUUACUUUAACUGAUAGAGCACUGUAUUUUGAGGCCGUUGGCUUGCUGGGGCAGAAAGGUGCCAAAAGGCUUGAUCUCACAAUAGAUGGAUUAGGGGUGGAGAAAGCAAAAGUUGGACCUUUGGGUUCUGAUCUUUUUGAUUCAGCUGUCUCUGUUUCAUCUGGCAUCAAGUCAGAGACAUGGGUGCUGGAAUUUGUUGACUUGGGAGGUGAGUUAAGACGGGAUGUUUGGCAUGCAUUCAUCAAUGAAGUUAUUGCUUCACACAAGUUUAUUAGUGAGUAUGGACCCAGGGAUAGUGAUCAAUCAAUAUUUCAAGUAUAUGGUGCCCACAAAGGGAAGGAAAGGGCUAUCACAAGUGCUGCCAACAGUGUUGCAAGACUGCAGGCCCUUCAGUAUAUGCGCAAGUUGUUGGAUGAUCCUAUAAAACUUGUACCAUUCUCAUACUUGCAAAAUGCACCCCAUGGUGAUAUUGUUUGCCAAACUCUUGCUGUAUAUUAUUGGGGUGGACCUUUGGUUACUAAAUUCAGAGAGGCAGGAGGAAAACCUGCUCAAGAAAUAAAACCUUUGGAUGCGACAUAUGAAAGUAGUUAUCAUGUGUUUGACGUUGAUGGAAGUGUUUACUUGAGGAAGUGGAUGAUGUCUCCAUCCUGGGCUUCCAAUGUUUCUACAAGUUUCUGGAAAAACUCUUCAGUAAGACAAGGAGUAAUAUUAAACAAAAAUCUUGUUGUAGCAGGUAUGACUCUGGUAGAAAGGGCAGCAUUAAUAUGCAAAGAGAAGUCUCUGACAGUAGAAAAAACUCAAGCCACAAUUAAUGCUGCAAUGAUUAAAGGGAUACCGUGUAAUAUUGACCUUUUCAAGGAACUUAUGCUUCCUUUGACUUUAACAGCCAAGCAAUUUGAAAAACUUAGACGCUGGGAGGAGCCACACCUGACUAUCUCCUUUCUUGCAUUUGCUUAUACUAUUAUUUUCAGGAAUUUGCUGUCGUAUAUAUUUCCCAUUUCACUGAUGGUUUUGGCAGCUGGUAUGCUGACACUUAAGGGGUUGAAGGUGCAAGGCCGCCUGGGAAGAAAUUUUGGAAAAGUUACUAUCCGCGAUCAGCCUCCUUCAAAUACUAUUCAAAAGAUUAUAGCAGUAAAAGAUGCCAUGCGCGAUGUGGAAAAUUAUCUCCAGAAUCUGAAUGUGACGCUUCUAAAAAUACGCACAAUAUUUCUUUCAGGGCAGCCUCAGAUAACAGCUGAGGUAGCUCUGGUAUUGUUAACUUCUGCAACCGUUCUAUUAAUUUUUCCAUUCAAGUACAUUCUUGCAUUCCUUCUCAUGGAUCUCUUCACACGGGAGCUUGAUUUUCGAAGGAAAAUGGUAAAAAGGUUCAUAACUUUCCUGAAGGAGCGUUGGGACACAGUUCCUGCAGCCCCUGUAAUUGUAUUACCAUUUGAAAGUGAUGAGUCCAGAGCAGCAAUUCAAACAAGGGAAACAACUGAACAAGCUAUCAAAAAGAAGUUAGAGACGUGGCAAGAAUAGGUAGUGGGCCAUGCAUUACAGUAUUUUGACUGCUUGAGUGGAUUAGCACAUCAGCCAGGAUAGAAUGACAUGGUGGAGAAAUUAUUAGAUCUAAUGAGAUGCUGAUAUAUAUUGUCACCAGUUGAAUCAAAAUCCAAAAAGAUUUGACUGGAUAAGGAUCCAGGUUUGUUGCUGAUCUUUGCAGAACAUCAGAUAACAUUUUGAGCUUUGAAUACAUUUAUGGAGUUGAAUGCAUCCAAUCUUCAACUGAUAGGGCUCCAUGAUUUAUGGUUGACCAAGUAGGUGCUUCACAUUUUACAAUACUUCCAUUUGGGGCAAGUUCCUGCUUGUUAUUCAGUGAGAUUACAACAUGUUCUAUAUUAUGAUCAACUACUAUCUCUUGUACUAAAUCAGGUGGGAGUUUCACGGAAACUGUUUUCCCUGUAGGAUGUAAUCUCUUUUGUAAGUCUCUAGUAUGUAUGUAUCUGUGUCCUUUUAAAAUAUGGAAAAGUACAGCUUUUGUAAAUGUUCCUAGACAGCUGUAAAACUCAUUGUUGUUGGCGAAUUUUCAAAGAUGGCUUGUCAUCAACUUUCUGCAAUAGCAAGAGGCCUUUUAUUAUAUAACUUUGUGGUAAAAGAAAGGUUGUAUGAGGCUGCAAAGUACCGGUGUUCCAGAGUAGCUUACUUGACCAGUCUAUGUACCCAGGUGGUGCAUAUUGUUUGACCAUUCCAUGAAAGGGAUUGAGAUCACGCAUAUUCUUAGGCUGAAGUUGGAAUAAAUGCAUGUAAGUGAUUUGUUAUCAAAAGGAUACCUUACUCAGGAUCUUGACACUUUGUGAAGACAGGUAUCGAGAAUCACUUGAAGUAUACUAAUCGAAAUUUGCCCUGUAAGCCUGUAUAUUUUUAGUGUUUUCAUUUUACUUGUUAAAUAAUAUGAUUCUUCAUAUAUGCUCUAUUUGCCCUCUA
Messenger RNA from Mangifera indica (mango), 3637 nucleotides. RefSeq lists its product as uncharacterized. The transcript is spliced from 13 exons. The coding region runs from base 212 to 2692 and encodes 826 amino acids. NCBI's taxonomy places the organism in Eukaryota, Viridiplantae, Streptophyta, Magnoliopsida, Sapindales, Anacardiaceae. The record is from RefSeq and is a predicted model, not a curated record.